CUCCCUCCCCAGCGCGGCUCCCUCCUCCGCCUUCCGCAGUUGCCGCCCGAGCGCCGACUGUGUACGCGACUGUGUACGCCCUGCCCUCAGUGAAUUUAGAGUCUAGCCAGGACCACCAGCAGGUAGUUACCCAGUUCCACAAGCAGCCGUGUGAGCGCCCUGGCCCUGGAUUGAGCCCCAGGGUCGGGAGGGGGAGAGCUUCCUUUGAAACUGCCCUUUCACCACAGCUCUGAAGGACCCAGCAUUUUGACUUCAGCCAAGCAUUUGAUCUGGCUGGGCCUCCCCUUUGCAAAAAGGAGAUAGCAGUACCAGCCUUAGGGCUGCUGUGAAGAUAAAAAAAGCCAGUCAAGUCGCAAAAACUGUCCAGGCAGUGCCUGGUAAGGCCAGAAUUGCGGGUUACCAUGGCUACUGCUUUCCCUGAUUUGGCUCCCCCCAUCUGAGCGACUUAACCUGGCCGGCAGGACGUCUCAGUUCUUUAUCCCUUGUUGGGCGCACGGUAGGCACCCAGGGAAUGUGGAAGGAGCAGGUAUCAGCUCAGGAGGCCUCUCUUCGCUUCACUCUGCCGGGCUCAGGCACGGAGGGGCCCAUGAAGCAGGAGAACUUCAUCCUGGGCAGCUGUGGACCAGGUGAAGGGCGUGCUGACGCUGCAAGGGGAUGCCCUGAGCCAGGCGGACGUGAACCUGAAGAUGCCCAGGAACAACCAGCUGCUGCACUUCGCCUUCCGGGAGGACAAGCAGUGGAAGCUGCAGCAGAUCCAAGAUGCCAGGAACCAUGUGAGCCAAGCCAUUUACCUUCUCGCCAACCGGGACGAGAGCUACCAGUUCAGGACAGGAGCAGAGGUCCUCAAGCUAUGACCAGCCCCCUUCCCCAGCUGAUGGACGCCGUGAUGCUGCAGCUGACCAGAGCCCGAAACCGGCUCACCACCCCGGCCACCCUCACUCUGCCUGAGAUCGCUGCCAGCGGCCUCACGCGGAUGUUUGCCCCCGCCCUGCCCUCAGACCUGCUGGUCAAUUUCUACAUCAACCUCAACAAGCUCUGCCUCACCGUGUACCAGCUGCACGCCCUGCAGCCCAACUCCACCAAGAACUUCCGCCCGGCUGGAGGCGCUGUGCUCCACAGCCCCGGGGCCAUGUUUGAGUGGGGCGCACAGCGUCUGGAGGUGAGCCAUGUGCACAAGGUGGAGUGUGUGAUCCCCUGGCUCAAUGACGCCCUGGUCUUCUUCACCGUCUCCCUGCAGCUCUGCCAGCAGCUCAAGGACAAGAUCUCCGUGUUCUCCAGCUACUGGAGCUACAGGCCCUUCUGAGCGGAGCGCCCAAGACCCGGGCCCCUGGGCAUGGCCCCCCGCCCAGGGGCCCCUGUCCCCCCACCGCCUCAGAGUGCCAGCCAGAGCCAGAACUGUGCACCACGGGCUAUUUAUUUCCCUCUUCACCCUGUCCUGCCUGUCACGUCUGCACGGAUGGACCCGAACUCUGGGACGAAGGGACAGUGGCUUGCGGUUUGUUUUGGAAUGGGGGGGGCGGGGUCAGGAAGGCGGGGCUGUGAGGUGGCCAAAGUCCCAGCCCUGCCCUCCGCAGAAGGCUGGAACCUUUGGACUCAGGGUGGGGCUGGCCCUCCUCCCUCCCUCCCCUCCCUGGGGCAGCUGAGGACGUUGAGGGGAGCCACACACUCCCCGCCCCUGGAGGGCGUGGCAUGGGUGGUGGCCCUAGGCUCUGCGUCAGGAGAGGGGGACAGAAGGCGCCCACCAUGAGCUGUGAUGCCCUUAUCUGUGUUCACUCCAUGACCCUGCUGGGGCCUCUGAGGAAUAAAGAUCAUCUGACUUUGCCUGGA
Molecule: messenger RNA, 1827 nt
Organism: Phacochoerus africanus (Common warthog)
Lineage: Eukaryota; Metazoa; Chordata; Mammalia; Artiodactyla; Suidae
Gene: ROGDI
Product: rogdi atypical leucine zipper
Exons: 10
Coding region: 512-1303 (263 amino acids)
Cellular component (GO): RAVE complex
Source: RefSeq, a predicted model, not a curated record